Electrophorus electricus (electric eel) is the source of this 3532-nucleotide messenger RNA. RefSeq names its product WD repeat domain 36 (gene wdr36). Gene Ontology annotation, molecular function: protein binding. Lineage: Eukaryota; Metazoa; Chordata; Actinopteri; Gymnotiformes; Gymnotidae. Gene Ontology annotation, biological process: rRNA processing. The record is from RefSeq and is a predicted model, not a curated record. Gene Ontology annotation, cellular component: small-subunit processome; Pwp2p-containing subcomplex of 90S preribosome.
GCGGUAGUGAGGAGAGUAACGCAUUCUAUGUAGGUUAGUUGGCUAAAUAGAUUUCAGAACUGUGCUUCAGUUAAAUAUACUGGUUUAUGUAGCUGCAGAAAAACAGGAUUAGAGGCAAAAAUGUCUGUCGGAGGCAAAAAAGGAAGCUCGAUAUUCUCUGGAUUUAGGGCGCUUGGACUUUACUCUAACCAUCUACCACACGUGGUCCGAUUUCAUAAGAAACACCGGGAGUUCUAUAUCGUGACAGCCGUUGGGCAGUGUUUCCAUACGUACAAUGUAAAGAAACUUGGAAUUGUUGCUGUCAGUAAUGCUCUUCCUGCAGAUAUUGCAUGCCUUGCUGCUGACCGAAUGCUUGUCUAUGCUGCACAUGGAAAAGUUGUCUCUGCUUUUGCAAAGAACACACAGGUUGUCCACACUUAUGAAGGCCACCAAGCUGAUGUCCAUCUGUUACUGCCAUUUGGAGACCAUCUCAUAUCAGUGGACAAGGAAAAUGUUGUCAUCGUUUGGGAUGUGGAAUCAGAAGAUACAUACUUGCGGAUUUCUUUUGACAACGCUUCAUUUGAAGUUAGGGCUGUUAUGCAUCCAAGCACCUACUUGAAUAAAAUUCUUUUUGGAAGCAGUCAAGGGAGUCUUCAGUUAUGGAAUAUCAAGUCAAACAAACUUCUGUACAUGUUUCCUGGGUGGGCAUCUGCAGUGACUGUUUUACAGCAGACUCCAGGUGUAGAUGUGGUUGGUGUAGGUUUGGCUUCUGGACAGAUAAUUAUACACAACAUCAAAUUUAAUGAAACACUGAUGAAGUUUCAACAAGACUGGGGUCCAAUUACAGCCUUAUCCUUUAGAACAGAUGGUCAUCCAAUAAUGGCUGCUGGUAGCCCUGUUGGACAUAUUGGAUUAUGGGAUUUGGAGGAGAAAAAGCUAGUUGGUCAGAUGAGAGACGCACACACCACAGCCAUAGCAGGACUCACCUUCCUGCAUGCAGAGCCACUUCUCAUCACCAAUGGCGCUGACAAUGCUAUUCGGGUAUGGAUUUUUGAUGUAGCUGGAGGGGAAGGACGUCUUCUGAGAUUUCGUAUGGGACACAGUGCACCGCCCAACAAGAUCCAGCACUAUAACCAGAGUGGCCAGCAUAUACUGAGCGCUGGCCAAGAUGGAACCCUGCAGUCAUUCUCUGUUGUUCAUGAACGGUUUAAUAAGAGUUUGGGGCAUGGAUCUCUGAACAAAAAGAAGGCCAAAAAGAAGAGUGUGAUUCAUGACACAGCAAAACUGCCACCCAUAACUACUUUUGCAUCAGAGAGUGCUCGUCAGAGUGACUGGGAUGGCAUUGUGGCCUGUCACCAGGGUUUUCUUGUCGCCACAACCUGGAACUAUCAGAAAAGCUCUAUGGGGGCUCAUAAGUUGGAGCCAGAGCGUUUCAAUAAGAACCGUGCUCUGAACGUUCACGCCACGGCUGUAGAUGUCACUUCCUGUGGGAACUUUGCAGUGAUUGCACUGUCAUCUGGACACAUAGAUGUGUACAAUAUGCAGUCAGGCCUCCAUAGAGGACAGUAUGGAAAAGACAGAGCUCACUCAGGCCCAGUGCGAGGUGUUGCUGUGGAUGCACUGAACCAGCUGACAGUGAGCGCAGGAGCUGAUAAACUGGUGAAGAUCUGGAAGUUCACAUCCAAAGAGCUUUUACACACUGACAACCUUCCUGCAUCACCUGCUUCCACCCUCUUGCACAGAGACAGUGGGAUGCUGGCCCUUGCUCUGGAUGACUUCACGAUCAGUAUCUUUGACAUGGAGACGAAGAGGACUGUACGUCGCUUCUCUGGCCAGCGUGGGCGGAUCAAUGAUAUGACUUUCAGCCCGGAUGGGAGAUGGCUACAGUAGCCUCCAUGGAAUGUACCAUCAGAACAAUGGGACCUUCCCUCUGGCAGUUUGGUUGACUGUUUCCUGGUAGAUGCAGCAGCUGUCAGCAUCAGUUUCUCUCCCACGGGGAACUUCCUAGCUUCCUCCCAUGUUGACACUCUGGGUAUUUACUUAUGGUCAAACAACGCGCUGUGUAGUUUGGUGUCACUGCGUCCUCUACCUGCAGACUAUGAACCUACUGUGGUCAUGCUGCCAGGCACAUGUCCAAUUAAAGAUGAUGAAGAAGUUGAAAAAGUUGGUGCUGAGAGCUUAGAGAUGUCUGAGUACAUGUCUCCUGCGCAGCUAGAGAAACAGCUGAUAACUCUCUCUCUGCUACCUGACUCACGCUGGAAAAACCUCCUCCAACUGGACAUCAUCAAGAAAAGAAACAAGCCACAGGAGCCCCCUAAAGUGCCCAAAGCAGCCCCCUUUUUUAUCCCCACCAUUCCAGGUCUCAUACCACAGUUUGCCCUCCCUGACACAUCUUCAGAACAGUCCAAAGUGGUCAAUUUAGGAGUACUAGCACAAAAGUCUAGAUUCUACCUUCAACUUGAAGAUGCACUAGACUCUAAUCUCUAUGAAGAUCCAGUAGGGCUUCUGAAGGAGAUGGGCCCCUCAGCCAUCGACAGUGAGCUACGAGUCCUGGCACCAGAUAUGGGUGGAGACAUUCGUGUCAUGCAGAGCUUCCUCAAAAUGAUUAGCACCAUGCUGCUCUUGAAAAGGGACUUUGACCUAGCCCAGGCCUACCUUGCGCUCUUUCUCAAGCUGCACCUGCGGAUUAUUGCAGAUCACCCUUCUCUCAUGGAGGAGGCGGAGAGAGUACAGGAGCUGUUGGAGGAGACAUGGACCUCCACACAGACGCUCCUUAACCAGAGCAUGUGUUUGCUCUCCUACAUUAAGAGUGCGCUACUGUAGAAAACUUGGGCACCUACAGUUUUUCUUUUUUUUAAUGUAAACUUUAAAAAUAACGCUGUAUGUGCAACGCUUGUAUGUGCAACGCAGUUUUCUUUCAUGUGUGAAUAGUGUAUAAAAAUCCACAGUACAAGAAACAUUUUCCAUGAUUUUAUCAUUUUCUAAACACUUGUUUAAAGGACUGAUAUUACAUGGAGAUAUGACCCAGACAUCUGUUGACAUCUGGUGUACACAUCUACAAGCAAGUUUGCAGAAACUGCAGUUUACACAAGUAACAGCAAUAUCAUAUAUACAACCAUGUAAUUUCAUCACUCACAAAUCACUUUACCAAACUACAGUCAGGUUUACAAAACCACCUUUUUUUUUUUAGAUUUGUUUGUCCAUGUGAGUGACUCAGAUGUGAGGGACUGGAUGGAUAAGCUUGUGGCUGGCAGUAGCUGUGUUUGUGGAAACAAUAAAGGUUGUACUUGUUUGGUGCUGAGCAGGUUUGGAGCAGAUGGAUCUCACCAUGUGGGAGAGCACUAGAGCAGUCAUGCGCCACUUGAGCCUUAAAGAAUGACCGCUCAUGCAGGCCAGAAUGGAUUAGGACUCCAAAUGGGGGAUUGCGCUUAAAACCUGCUCUCAAUGGUGUUUAGUCAAGAUGCUAUAGAAAGACAAAACACAGUUUUUGCUUUUUUGUGUGAUUUUGGUACAUGAAUUAAAUAGUUAACAUGAAAUAAAGCUGUGUCAGAAA